AUGUCAAAAAAGAUUAACGAGCUUCUUCGUUACUGUGAAGAGAACUAUAUUGAGAGAGGAAGUCUCGAACUUGCAUUACGAUGUGCUGUUUCAAUCUGCAAAGCGAAUCCUGACGCUCCUCAAGCUUAUGCACACGUCGCCGCUUACAGAAUCCUUUUGACGGCAGCCAAUUAUCGUACGGUCACAGGAGAGCCUGACUGGUACGCUGUGUUGGGAAUCAACAAACGCGGAUCCUCAAAGUCUGUGGUGAACGCUAUUGAUAGGCGGUGCGAGGAGAUCAUAGAGGUGUUGGAUGGCGAAACUGGGGUCUCCAAAGCUGUUUCGAGGGUUUAUGAUCUGGUCAGACUUGGCGUAUCGGAGUUGAUGGACGAAGAUAGGAGAAGAGCGUAUGAUCUCCGUUCUGGAUUUUCUAUUAUCAACUGA
This is a messenger RNA of Arabidopsis thaliana (thale cress), 423 nucleotides long. Its product is annotated as heat shock protein-binding protein. NCBI's taxonomy places the organism in Eukaryota, Viridiplantae, Streptophyta, Magnoliopsida, Brassicales, Brassicaceae. The coding region runs from base 1 to 423 and encodes 140 amino acids. The record is from RefSeq and is marked reviewed. The transcript has a single exon.